AUGGAUUCUACCACCUUCUCGGCGUUGCUUGCUGAGGCUCCCAGCAAACCAGGUCAACAUGACCAAAAGCAAGGUCAACAACGCGCAGGUGCAAAGCGCUCGUUCCAGCAGGGUGGCCAGUCCAAGAAGAAGGCACGCAAGCGGGAAAGGGAUAUGAAGAGUGGUUCGCACGAGGAAGUGCUCGCACUGGACAUUGAAGCACUUCUUGCAUCCCAGAGAUCGCCACCCCCCACAGAAGGCAAUGCCGAAGAGGGCACUGCUGUAGAGGAGGCGCUCCCGCAAGAAGGUAGCGAGAUUGAGCUCGAGGUCGUGGAGAUUUCAUCGACGGGAGAAGGUCUGGCACAGCAGAAAGGCUUCAAGCAGGUCUAUGUCGUCCCGUUUGUCAUUCCUGGCGACACCAUCAAGGUCAAGGUGUACCGCCACAUGAGGGAAGGUUACACGGUGGCUGAUCUCAUUUCUGUCGUCAAGCCUGCACCAACUCGCGACGACAGCAGGAUACAAUGCAAGUAUUUUGCCUCUUGCUCUGGCUGUCAAUUCCAGAUGCUCGACUACUCUGAGCAAUUGCGCCUCAAGAAGCGCAUCGUCGAAAAGGCAUUCCGCAACUUUUCGCAGCUGCCUCCAGAACUAGUUCCGGCCAUUCAAGACACCAUUGGCAGUCCCCUGCAGUAUAAUUACCGAACCAAGCUCACCCCUCAUUUCGAUGGUCCAAAGGGCUGGUUCAAGAAGAAGAAUGUGCAACCGUUCGAGAGUCGGCCCAACAUAGGAUUUACUCCCAAGGGUGGCAACAAGACCAUGGACAUUGAGGACUGCCCCAUUGGCACGGAUGCUGUACGACUUGGCAUGAAGCUAGAGCGAGCCAGAAUGGAGGUUGAAUACAAAAAGUAUCUCAAGGGAGGUACGAUCUUGUUGCGCGAGGACACAAAGCGAGUUCCCAAGACUGCGUCUCCUUCCAGAGCCCGAUCCCCAUCGCCCGAAAACUCUAUCAAGGUCGAGGGUGAAAACCACAUCGACUACAAGACCUGCAUCACCGACAAUAACGGAACAUCAACUGAGUACAUUGACGACUUUGUGUUCAAGAACUCUGCAGGCUCGUUCUUCCAAAAUAACAACUCGAUACUCCCCGUCUUCACUGAGCACAUCCGACAAAACGUAAUGCCGCCGACGCCGGACGCAUCCAAGCCCAUCAAGUAUCUCAUUGAUGCCUACUCGGGAUCUGGUCUCUUUACCAUCACGCUAUCCUCUGUUUUCCAAAGCAGCACUGGUAUCGAUAUCGAUGCCAAGGCUAUCCAGGCUGCUCGCAAGAACGCAGAAGCCAAUAACCUGCCUCCUACUCAAGCCAACUUUAUCGCCGCUGAUGCCGGAGAGCUGUUUAAGAACGUCAGUUAUCCUGCAGAUGAGACUGUCGUCAUCUUGGAUCCGCCGAGAAAGGGCUGCGACGCCAACUUCCUUCGUCAAUUGUUGCAGUUUGGUCCCAAGAGGGUAGUCUAUGUCAGCUGCAACGUACAUACCCAAGCUCGUGAUGUAGGCAUGCUAGUCAGAGGCGAGGCUGGCGAGGGUGAGGCAGUUGCUGCAACCCCAGGACAAAAGCAGGUCCGCUAUGAGAUUGAGAGCCUCAGGGGCUUUGACUUCUUUCCGCAAACAGGCCACGUAGAGGGUCUGGCCUUGUUGAACAGAGUUGAAAUUGAUACUGCCGCCGUUGCGGAAUCUACCGAGGCCCCGGUCGCAGCGUAG
Messenger RNA from Pestalotiopsis fici W106-1, 1731 nucleotides. RefSeq lists its product as uncharacterized. The transcript has a single exon. Bases 1 to 1731 code for a protein of 576 amino acids. NCBI's taxonomy places the organism in Eukaryota, Fungi, Ascomycota, Sordariomycetes, Amphisphaeriales, Sporocadaceae. The record is from RefSeq and is a predicted model, not a curated record. Gene Ontology annotation, molecular function: tRNA (uracil(54)-C5)-methyltransferase activity, S-adenosyl methionine-dependent. Gene Ontology annotation, biological process: tRNA processing.